AUGCGAGAAAAGCCGAGAAAAUUCCAGAACAAUAAAGAGAAAAUGCUGUUAGACCCCUCCGACGAGCAGCCAAUGAACGACGUUCCUCGCCGCCAACUCACCACUACCAACAUCCACAUCAUGGCCUUCGACGGCAUAGUUAACGUCAACUCCCUGUUCACGAUAGCGCUCUUCCUCGGCCUCGCCCUCAACCCCACCGAUCCCAAAUAUACCCUCGUCGAUACCACCACCACCUGCGCUGCCUCCUCCGCCGUCGCCGAACACCUCGUCUCCUUCCAAAUCUACUCCUUCAGCUCCUUCCUCUUCUCCAGCCUCAUCGCCUUCGCUCUCAAACAGGCCAUCCAAACCGCCUGCGACGGAGACCUACAGUGCCGUGGUGUCCACACGGCGCACGUUAGCACGAAGGCACUGCGAGCCGGGAUUCUGGUGUCGGCGGCUGGGUCAGCCUCCGGCUGCGUGUUUCUGACGGUGGCGCUUGUGGAUUUGAUUGAGAUAAAGCUGGGGAAGUUGAGUUGCUGGGGAUGGGAAAAUUUGGCCGCCGUUGGGCCUCUGGUGACCUUAGUACCUUCUGGACUUCUCAUUUACAUUUGUAUUGUGUUACAUGCCUUCACUCGCUAG
Molecule: messenger RNA, 618 nt
Organism: Cornus florida
Lineage: Eukaryota; Viridiplantae; Streptophyta; Magnoliopsida; Cornales; Cornaceae
Exons: 1
Coding region: 1-618 (205 amino acids)
Source: RefSeq, a predicted model, not a curated record